CUCUUUCUACUCCGUCUUUCGCUUGUACAAAUCUAAUCAGAAAUGGCAACGGCGUCGUUUAGCAUGCUGUCAGUGUUCGCCGCUCCUUCCGGUGGAUGGGGCUCUCGCAACAUGAGAAACACAAACCAAGUCUUCUCCAAUAGGAAUCCUUCAGGUAUAUACGUAAUUACAGACGAUCCUAUCAAGGAAGAAUCUCCUCUGCCUUCAACCUCGGCCACUCCACCUCAGACGCCGUUGUAUUCUCCUCCACCACUUAGCAAGCCUAAGGUGAGUACGAAGUUUGGAGAUCUUUUAGCGUUUAGCGGUCCAGCGCCCGAAAGAAUAAACGGGAGACUCGCUAUGGUAGGGUUCGUAGCGGCGAUUGCGGUGGAGCUUUCGAAGGGAGAGAACGUGUUUGCUCAAAUCUCCGACGGUGGAGUCGGAUGGUUUCUAGGAACAACGGCGUUGCUAACGUUGGCAUCGAUGAUUCCAUUGUUCAAGGGAAUAAGGGCAGAGUCAAAGUCCAAAGGGUUUAUGACGUCAGAUGCCGAGCUAUGGAAUGGUCGAUUCGCCAUGCUCGGCCUCGUGGCCUUGGCUUUCACUGAGUACGUCAAAGGCGGGACUCUUGUCUAAGUCUUUUUUUUCUUCUUUUUUGCAUUUCUUGUGUUACCCUUUAGCUAUGUUUUAAGGGAGAAUUUGGAGAAUAAUAAGUAAAUCAAAGUUUUGUUUUUAAUA
Molecule: messenger RNA, 714 nt
Organism: Brassica oleracea var. oleracea
Lineage: Eukaryota; Viridiplantae; Streptophyta; Magnoliopsida; Brassicales; Brassicaceae
Product: early light-induced protein 2, chloroplastic
Exons: 3
Coding region: 43-612 (189 amino acids)
Source: RefSeq, a predicted model, not a curated record